GGCGCGCCUGCGCCUUGCAGCCCUGCACGUGUUCGAGCCGCAAGCUUCCGCUGAGGCUGGAGUUUCGCGAGGAUGCAAACCGAGAUGGAGGCAAAGAGUCCCUUGGCCGAGGGCGGCUUCACCCAGGUCACCCGAAAAGGUGGCCGACGGGCGAAGAAACGGCAGGCUGAGCAGCUGUCCGCGCCGGAGGAGGGCGGGGACGCGUCCCGCAUGGACACCGAGGAGGCCCGGCCCGCCAAGAGGCCCAUCUUCCCGCCCCUCUCCGGGGACGGGUUUCUGGGUGGGAAAGAAGAAACCAGAAAAAUUCCAGUCCCAGCUAACAGAUACACUCCCUUAAAAGAGAAUUGGAUGAAGAUAUUUACUCCUAUUGUGGAGCAUUUGGGACUUCAGAUACGCUUUAACUUGAAAUCGAGGAAUAUAGAAAUCAGGACUUGUAAAGAAACCAAAGAUGUUAGCGCUCUGACAAAAGCAGCUGAUUUUGUAAAAGCCUUUCUUCUUGGGUUUCAGGUAGAGGACGCACUUGCCCUCAUUAGGUUGGAUGACCUCUUCCUAGAGUCUUUUGAAAUUACAGAUGUUAAGCCCUUAAAGGGAGACCACCUGUCGAGGGCAAUAGGAAGAAUCGCUGGCAAAGGAGGAAAAACCAAAUUCACCAUCGAGAACGUGACACGGACGCGGAUAGUUCUGGCUGAUGUGCCAGGUUCCCCAGAGAAGUAUUCUCCAGUCUCUCUGCUGGCAGACUUUUGGAGCCCAUUACGGAAGACACUUGGCAGUCUCGCUGCUCAUUGUGCGGACGUUUGCUUGACAUUGCCCCUGUUUUCGUCAUGGUGCUCCUACUUCCACUGUGCCUGGUGCCCCUGGUCCGGACCCCGGGUCUUUCACCUUCUGCAGAAAGUUCACAUCCUUGGUUCUUUCCAAAACAUCAAGAUGGCAAGAACUGCCAUUUGCAACCUCAUCCUGGGAAAUCCUCCAUCAAAGGUUUAUGGCAGUAUUCGUGCUGUGGCUAGCAGAGCGGCAGACCGAUUCUGAUUUCAAAUCAGAGACUUUUUGUCUUUGAACUCUAGAGAAAAAGCCUUUCCCCUCUACAGGUGGUCACCAGACACCAUGUGAAGAACUUUUCAGUCAUGGAUACCAUUAUUUAUACUAGCACAUUAAGUAUAAUUUAUUUUUUCCAUUUUAAAUCACAUGUAGAUUUGCAUAGUUUAUAAUCCUCUCAUUUGUAGGGAAACUUAUUUUAAAAAAACAGUUCUGUAUUAGCGUCUAAGUUUUUUGUUUAUAAAUUUAUAAAAAGUUAUUUCUUCUCUAUGAGUUGUAAUUAAAAGAAUUAUCUCAGAAAACCUCUCUGACUUGUGACCCUUAAUACUGGAUGGUAGGGCUUCCCUGGUGGCGCAGUGGUUGAGAGUCCGCCUGCCGAUGCAGGGGACACGGGUUCUGUGCCCCGGUCCGGGAAGAUCCCACGUGCCGCGGAGUGGCUGGGCCCGUGAGCCAUGGCCGCUGAGCCUGUGCGUCCGGAGCCUGUGCUCCGCAACGGGAGAGGCCACAGCAGUGAGAGGCCCGCGAACGGCAAAAAAACAAAAACAAAAACAAAUACUGAUGGUGUGUGAAUAUUUUAGACCCAGGUCAUAGCAGCAGUUUGGAUAUACUCUGUGAACCAAGGAAGGCUAAUAUUUGUACCUAUUUUUGCAGUUUGUAAAAUUAAAGGCUACAUCACAAGGUUGAUGUGAGGAAAGAGUUUUAUUUUUUUAAUAAUUGUUUCAUGAAAGCCGUCAGACCUUACCAGUGUUUGGGUAUACUUCUUCUAAGCAGUAAAGGUGAAAUAUGAUAAAAGAAUAUUUUUACCCCUAAGUAAACUACUAUAUUCUGCAAAUGUAAUAGAUUGUUUUAACAGGUGUCUGCCUAAAUGUUCUGAUUUAUAUUAUGCAUUUUUUAAAUGAAAGAAACCUACUUCAUUA
This is a messenger RNA of Physeter macrocephalus (sperm whale), 1949 nucleotides long. It is a transcript of the gene PNO1, whose product is annotated as partner of NOB1 homolog. The coding region runs from base 73 to 1026 and encodes 317 amino acids. Gene Ontology annotation, molecular function: RNA binding. NCBI's taxonomy places the organism in Eukaryota, Metazoa, Chordata, Mammalia, Artiodactyla, Physeteridae. The record is from RefSeq and is a predicted model, not a curated record. The transcript has 9 exons. Gene Ontology annotation, cellular component: nucleolus.